AUGCCUGGGAAAGUACUUUCACCUUACAAGCAGGUACCAGAGACCAAAGCUGAUCUGGACUGGGCUGAGCUCGUAACCCUCGACCUCAGUCUCUUCGAUCAACCGAACGGCAAGCAACAACUCGCCGACCAACUCGCCUACGCCGCCCAACACGUCGGCUUCUUCUACGUCAAAAACUUCGACAUCUCCCAAGAAGAAGUCGAUCGUCAAUUCGCUCUCGGCCGCGAAUUCUACAACCUGCCUCUCGAAGAAAAACUCCAAUACCACAACCUCAAAGACCUCGAGAGCGGGGAAUACAACGGCUACCGUCCCGCCGGUCUCCGCCAACUCACCGAAACAAUCCGCGACAACGUCGAAGUCUACAACAUUCCCAAAUUCGACGGCUUCCAUCACCGUGCUCAGCCUCCCGUUCUCCAAGACCACAUCAAAGAAAUCGAAAUGUUCAGCCGUAAAUGUCACGAUCUAGUCAUAACCAAACUCCUGAAACUCUUCGCUAUCCUUCUCGAACUCCCUUCCGAAGACCAACUUGUCGAUCUUCACAAAUACGACACAAAAGGCGAAGACCAUCUUCGCUACAUGCACUACAAAGCUCGCACACCGGAAGAGAAUAAACUCGUUGGAGAACUUUAUAGUCCUGGCCAUACGGAUUUGGGAUCUCUGACAUUGUUAUUCCGCCAACCAGUCGCAGCGUUACAAAUCUUGAAUUCGAAGAAUGAAUGGAAAUGGGUUCGUCCACAAGAUGCGACAAUCACAGUGAAUAUCUGCGAUGCGUUGAGUGCUUUGACGGGAAACUGGCUCAAAAGCAGCGUACACCGCGUUCAUGCUCCGCCUGAAGAUCAGGCGCAUGUGGAUCGGUUGGGAGUAUUAUAUUUCUCCAGACCAAACAACCACGUCCUCCUCGAUCCCAUCUCCAACAGUCCAGUGCUGGAGAAACUCGGCAUCAAAGACAACGAGUUCACGAAACUCGGUCAGCAUUUGACUAUGGAAGAAUGGUGUAAAUUGCGCCAGACGCAGCAGCAGAGAAGGACGAAGGCGCCGAAGAUUGAGGGGACGAAGUAUACGUAUGAGAAUGGAGAGUUGGAGGUUAUGAAGGGGUAUUCGGCGAAAGUUUAUAAUUGA
Molecule: messenger RNA, 1119 nt
Organism: Cercospora beticola
Lineage: Eukaryota; Fungi; Ascomycota; Dothideomycetes; Mycosphaerellales; Mycosphaerellaceae
Molecular function (GO): 2-oxoglutarate-dependent dioxygenase activity
Source: RefSeq, a predicted model, not a curated record